Messenger RNA from Periconia digitata, 1065 nucleotides. The record is from the annotation of a GenBank genome assembly. NCBI's taxonomy places the organism in Eukaryota, Fungi, Ascomycota, Dothideomycetes, Pleosporales, Periconiaceae.
CUUUGCGUUUCAAAGACCAAGGUUCAACAGAAGGCUCAGUGUCGAGACUUGAGGGUCUUCAGAUUUACAUCGAAUGAAGAUCCGGUAAUGCUCUGGAACGGAUGACAGGCGAGGCUGAAGGAUAUUUGCCUGAUCUGCAGAACAAACAAAGCAACGAAGGCACGGAGGCCUUCUUCGACUGGCAUCUCGUGCCUCAACGCGAGCAGGCAUCGAAGUUGAUUGAUGAAAUCAAGCACCGAUACACCACCAUCUGCGAACUGGACGUGGAUUUGAUCGUCAACUGCCACCGAAUCAUGAGAGAGAAGAGCUUCAGAGAUCAACUUCCUUACGGGAGCAUCGUGCUCUUUAUGGAAUUUCUCCACGGUCGGGUGGUCGCAGGAUAGAACGACGAGCAGCAUAUGCGGGCGAUCGAGGGGAUACUCAAGGACCAUCCAGCUAACCAAAAAAAAAAAAAAAAAAAAAAAAUCAUCAAACUCCACACCCUUAUCCUAACAUAUCCCAUGAAACAAAAUUCAACCCAGCUUUGAUGGAGUAUAUUGCCAGCCAUCGCGAAAACCUAUAAUCAAUGCCAACAUCGUGCGAAGAGAAGGCCAGAGUGAUCAGAACUCGGCACGGUGGAACCCAGAUCCACGAAACUACCGAUGAGCUCAUGCUCAAACAGACGGUCUGCGUGAAUGUGAUCUCUUCAAAAGCCGAUGAGGAGCAAAUCUACAGCCUCUAAUGCGACCAAGUCGCUGCUGUAUUGGACCAUCGCAAAGCUGAGCUGGACGCGGCCAUCACAAAGAUUGACCUGAUGACGGGCGAAAAGAUUGCCGGGGUUUUGAGCAAUGUCGAGAUGGGGGCGGAGCGAGUGGUUAGUUCAGUGAAAGAGGAUAUUAUGCGUCAUUUGAGUACGCAACUGCCCAGAUUUUGUAUGGGAAUACAGCAAAUACAUUCACCCUCUAUAGCCCCAUCUUGAGCUCUAGGCCCUCUCCCUCACACCGCCACCCCAAAUCCUGAAGUGGUAAAUGGGUGUAGGUGCGGUGAGUGGGGUUGUGAAAUCAUCAGACAUCUCAUCACGUAACU